Molecule: messenger RNA, 1752 nt
Organism: Solanum stenotomum
Lineage: Eukaryota; Viridiplantae; Streptophyta; Magnoliopsida; Solanales; Solanaceae
Exons: 1
Coding region: 1-1752 (583 amino acids)
Source: RefSeq, a predicted model, not a curated record
AUGGGGGACAAUUGCCAUGCAAACAACCCAGUGAAUAUUGACUUCCACAGAGAUGACAUUGGUGCAAAUAGUUGUUAUGACCCUGCUACAUUGGGUGAGAUAGGUGCAAUUCGCUUGCCGCAGGGUGGUGGAAACGGAAAUUUUGAAGUCACUAGCACUACACUCUAUCUCAUAUAUUCAAGGGGCCUAUAUAGAGGAUUGGAUCAUGAAGACUCACAUGAACAUAUCCAAAUCUUUUUGGACGUAUGUGCUCCGUUGUCAUUCAAAAAUUGGUCGCAAGAAGCCAUUCGGCUUCGCUUAUUCCCAUUGUCACUGACAGGAGCUGCCACUACGUGGUUGUCUAAGCUUCCCAAAAGUUUUAUCACAUCAUGGAAAGAAUUAGUCACAACUUUCCACAAUAGAUUAUUUCCCCCGUCAAAAAUGAUGAAGUUGAGGGACGACAUUCAGAAUUUCAAACAAAAAGGGAGUAAACCAAUUCAUGAGUCUUGGAUUAGAUAUAAAAGUUCUCUGCGAAAAUGCCCAACACAUGGGCUGCCAAUUGAGUUGUUACUCCAAUAUUUUUACCGAAGUCUUGAUUUAGUCAACAAAGGGAUAACUGAUCAAUUGGUUCAAGGCAACAUAAUGCUGCAGCCCUUUGAGGUGGCCUCAUUUCUCAUAGAUGGUAUGGCGAGAGUAAAUCAAGCUUGGUACACCAAAGAAGAUCAAGUCUUCCCUCUGUGUUUCAGGCUGACGCAAGAGCAACUAGAUAAAGAAAAAGAGAGGGAUGAAAACAUAAAAAAGAUGUUGUCUCAGAUGGAAGAUUUACAAGAGCACAUGAAAGGAAACUAUGAAGUGUUUCACGUAGAGGGGGGUUCUUUUUCCGAUAACUUGAAAUCGGGAGGGAAUCAAGGUCGGAACCACAAAAGGAAUGAGGAGGGUUUCCACUCGCACUAUCAACCGCGGGUUGGAAAUCAAGGUUGGAACCACCCUAGAGCUGAAGGACCUAGGCGAUAUUUCCAAGAGUGGACUGAGCAUAACAAUCAUGAAGAAUUCAAAACUCAAUUGAGUGACAGCCCGACAUCAAGGGGGAAUGACAGUAGCUCUAGGGUGAAUGAUCUACUGACACGAAUUCUUGAGAAAGUUGAUGGCUCUGAUGAUUUGCUAAAGGGAAUGAGAGAUGAUUUUUCUUCACUAAAUAGCAAGGUGAACUCUCAUGCUAAUGCCAUCAAGAAGCUUGAAGGUCAAUUGAAUCUCCUAUCGGUUCAACUAACAACCAAGAUGCCAAAGGAAAAUGAGGAAGAAGAGCUGGCUGUAAUUACCCGUAGCGGAAAGGUAGCGAUAGGUAAUGAAAGAGAAGAACGUGAGGAAAAUCUGGGUGGGGAAGUAGUAGAAAUUACCGAUCAUCAAAACCUCGGCAAGAAAGCACAAGAAGGAAUGAAUCAGCAUAAUGAAACUCCAAAAAUAAUACAAUCCUUAACUAAAAUACCUCCACCUUUUCCCCAGCGUUUGAAAAAGAAGAAUGAGGAUGAGAAGUUUAAAAAAUUCUUAUCUGUGUACAAGAAGUUGUCCAUCAACCUUCCCUUGGUGGAAGCAUUGCUAGAGAUGCCAGGGUAUGCUAAAUUCAUGAAAGAGUUAAUCACCAAGAAGAGGAUCUUGGAUUAUGAAACGAUUGAAGAGCCUCAUAGUUGCAGUGCAAUCAUGACAAAUGAGUUAAUCACUAAAAUAGAAGACCCUGGUGCUUUCACCAUCCCGUGCACUAUUGGAAUACUCUAA